This is a messenger RNA of Physella acuta, 2329 nucleotides long. Its product is annotated as transmembrane protein 223. Gene Ontology annotation, cellular component: mitochondrion. Gene Ontology annotation, biological process: nervous system development. Lineage: Eukaryota; Metazoa; Mollusca; Gastropoda; Physidae. The record is from RefSeq and is a predicted model, not a curated record.
GUUAAACAUUAAAUUAAGUUAAAACAUUAAUUUAAUGCACUUGACUUUAUUUUUCUUUCACCGGUCAAAUAAAGUAUGGUUUACAGUAACGAAUGUUACCGAAACUCAACGAACAUUACCCAAUAAUUUCCGACGCUAUAUCGUGAUUUUACCCACUUAACUUUAUUUUUUAUUUCAACGGUCAUAUAAGUAAGCUUGUUUACAAUAUCAAAUGUUACCGAAACUCAACAAACAUUACCAGAUAAUUUCCGACGUGAGAUUACCCUCUAGAUCUAGAUUCUAGAUGAUCUUACUUAGUCUUGGUAAAUUUAAUUAUUUUAGUUAGGCCUAGAUUUUAAAAAUUAUCGGGUAAUGUUUGUUGAGUUUCGGUAACUAGAGUUACGGUAAACCAUGGAUUAUUUGACCAUUGAAAUAUAAAUAAAUUGAAAGUCGAUUGUAGUAAAUUAAUGUUUUAUUUUUUUUAAGUUUAAUCGACAAAAGGAAACAAGAAUAACUAUAAUUUUAGAUUUAAAUUAGUAGAUCUAAAAAAACAUAUAUUAAUAUAAAUAUAAAUAAUGAAGUCAAAUGUAAUAAUUUAAUGUUUUUGGCUUGCAGCGGAUUUGCGACCAUUAAUUAAUUAGAUCUAGAUCUAGAUCUAGCUAUCUGCUAGGCCAAGUAAAAAAAAUCUAGAUUACGAAAAUAGUAAACAUUAUUACAAAGAUGUAAAAAUGAUUACAAAAAGAGUAAAAGUGACUAGAAACAGGAAUCGUACACUAUUUUGAAAAUGAAACAAGACUUUGUAACCACACCAUUAUUUGUGCUUAUGUUAUAGCUGAGAAACUUUUGUCUGCUAUUAAAAACUACCGGUAUCCCCCCCCCCCCCCACAACAAGAGACGGUGGAGGGGUCACUGUGAGUAGCAUAGUCUAAUGCGUCAUAUCAUGAACUGUACCGUAACUUUUAUUCCCCUCCUCCCUCACCUAGCCAGACAGCACCAUCUACGUACUUGGGGUCACCGUGAGUUCAUACAAGUUUAGAUAUAAGUGACCUUAGUUACUGGGGCGGGUUAGUCUAGCCCUAAACGUUUUCACGGUCAGUCAAGCAACAACAACAAAAAAGACAGUCUUACACUCUUCCCCCCUCCCCCAAUGACGUAGUAACUGAGAAAUCAGGUUUCAUCUGCGAUACCCAGCAAAAACGUCAUACCACAGUGUAGACACGUCCAGACUUUUUAAAGUCAAGACUUUUUUCAGACUGCGUACCCUGUUAAACAAUCAUACAAUGUUUAGUAGCAGAAAUAUUUAGCUGAAACACUUAAAAAUAACUAGUUAUACAAAAUGAGUAAUAAAGCAGGAUUUAACACGCAAUUAAAAUAAAUCUAUCCAAAUUUUAAACGUUCUGUAUUAAAAAUAUAAGAUAACGCCAAAUAAAGUAUGGUUUACAGUACUUCCGGUGGAUACCGGAACUGUGUGACAGAUUUUGCCAUUGUUUUACUGUUUUUUUUUACUGCUAUACGAUUCCGGAAUAAUAACCGACGCUAAACUAAGGUUUUACCUUUAAAAGUUAUGGCUAUCAAGUUAUUUUCAGUCUUCUCUUGUAUUAAAAGCCUAAAUUUAUCUAGAUCUAGAAACUAUGUAAGUCGAGUAGAUCUCUCAUUACUCUCAGUAAAAAACAAAACACCACAGGCGAAUAUUUUUUUGAGAAGGCACUUAUGUUCAAAGUCACAGUUAGAUUUUCAUAGUAAGAGAAACAUUGUUAAAGACACACAAGUUUAUUUUCACUCAGACGAUGCUUUCUAUAAAAUUUUAUCCUAUUUUGGGAUUUUUCAAAUGGUGAUGUGGAGUUAUUUGUCACUGUUUGCUGUCCAACAAAUAAAAGUUAAUCCAGUCAAAGAUGUUUCUAAUCUCCCAUUGUGGAAACGCUUGUUAUACAAAGAAGGACAAUAUAAAAAUGCACUUAGUUUACUCAGCCUCACUGUUGGAGCAGCUGUUUUGUUUAUAUCUUUGACAUACCCAAGAAGGGCCAUUAAAAGUCUUUGGAUUCUCAAAGGUGGACAAGAUGUAAAGGUGACAACGUACAGCUGGUUAGGAAAAACUCAAACUUUUCAGACACCAGUUGAGCACAUUAGUUGUAUGCAGUCUCGAGCAGGUGUUGGCCAGCAUAUUCCUCUCAAGCUUAAGGGGAAGAAUUUUUACUUUCUUGUGGAUAAGAAAGGCUCCUUUCCAAAUGUUGAGUUGUUUGAUUUUGUUAUUGGCGUCAAAAGAAGAAUUUGAACAAUAAAGUGCAAGUCUAUUUUAAAUAAAUGUAUUUUGUUUGGUUAAUUUAGUUGCAAAAUAAACAGGCAAUACUGA